CUGCGGCGCGCCUGCCUGACGCGGCUGAGCGUUCGGAAGAUGGCGGGGGCCUUAAUGUCAGCUCUGCUGGGCGUAGGCCCGGGAAAGCAGCGGCGUCCCUUAGUGGUCUUGGGCCCAAGCGGUUCGGGGAGGUCGGCACUGCUCUUCCGGGCUGCUUUAGUGGGCUCCGGCGUUGCCCCUGCUCCGGCGACGGUGAUGUUCCUAUCGCCUCAUCCCUUGGAGCGCCUGCCUUGUGGGGAAGGAGAUGUCGAUGCCUCAGUCAUGCAGAGAAUACAGUUCUUGUACCCACCAUCCUUUCAGUUGCUGUUUCAGGUGGUGGCCAACCUGCAGCAGACCAGCUGCCCCACCCUGGUAGUGCUGGAUGGCUUGGAGAAGUAUUUGAGCAGUUGCCCAGGCCCGAGUGUGGCUGCUCAGUUGGUGGCCUUGCUGCUGGACACGGUUAAUCAUUUCAGUCAGAAACUCAGCCGCAUGUCCUUAGGCUGCCAGCUCCUUGUUUCAAUGAGAUUUCCUGGGGAAGCAGGGGAAGACACAGAAUAUCUUUCAGUAGUGGAACGCUACUUCGAGGCCCGGUUGUGGCUGCACCCAGAGGCAGUGGAGCAUGCUGGUUCAGCUAGCCAUGGUGUCUCCAAGGUGACGAGAGCACGUCUCUCCCAGACUGGGUCUCAAGAUCAAGAAUGGCUGUUGAGAUUUGAGCCUGAAGGUAAAAUGAAGAUCUCUCCACUUCCGUGCAAAAGUGAAAAAGAUCAUGGUGCGGCUUCAGAGAAUGAUAGACCUACUGGGGCUGAAGCCCAGGCAUUUCCACCUGGCUCUUAGUCUUCAACCUCUCUGGUGAUGCAUUGCUGGGUCAUGUUUGGACCUGGUUUUUCAUUUUGGUAUAAAAAAACAAGCUUCUUUAUGGUUAAAUAACAAAGCUCUGCUUCUGGAAUGUAGAAUCCUUGAGGCUGUCACAAUCAUGUUACUUAAUCUGGGGACUGAUAGUGCAUUCAGUGGCAAAUGUGAAAUGUGCCUUUCUACCUGUUGAUGGUUACUAACAAAGGGUUGGGAAGAGACAUCACUUCAGGGGAUGAUCUAAAGGUUAGGAAAACGACACUGAGAGGAUAAAUUCCACACUUAAUGCUUUUGAUUUCAACUUUGUAAAAGCCACAUAUAUUAUCAGAAGGAAUGGUUUUCAAGAGCAUCGGAUGGGUCUCUUGAGAGGCAGUGUCGCUUCCUGACACCAUUUUCAUAAGGACAACAAAGGAAAAUGGAAGCAUACAGGCUUCUUCAUAGAGGAGCUGCCCUUGGGCUCAAACAUCUCUGUUCUCAGAGAGAAUUUACUCCUGUAGCAAAAGCUGUAAGAAAGCCCUGGUUUUCAAAAUACUCCCACCUCAGAAUUCACCCAUAGUUUCAUGCUGAGUUUACACCAGUCUUAAAUUUAAAUUGAUGCCUGAAGGAUAAUAUUCCAAUUUCUCUGGCUUGUACCAUCUAAUUUAAGGUUUUUUUUUAUCCUUAUGUAUUCUUCAAGAAGAAUUUGAGCUCCCAUGAGUAACAUCACAAGCAUGUUUGGAGAUGAAGUGUUGUUUUGACAACUUAUUUUGGGUCAGAUGUAUUGGCACAUCUGAAACCCCAGGUUGUUGGCUGAACUUAGAACACAUUAGAUGAUAGAAAAUAUAUCAUAUAUCAAUUAUAUCAAUAGAUAGAUGAAAUGGCAGCAUUGUAAGAAAUAUAGGGUUUGUGGUUCAUUGAGGCAUGUAGAAUCCUUUGCUUGACAACUCUAGUCCCCUGCACAAAACUAUAAUUACCAAAGUGCCUUGUAUGUUUCUCUCUACUACAGUGUCACAAAACUGAUAGAAUUGUAGUUCAGAUAAGUUGAACCAUGAAAGAUGGGUGGAAGAAAUGCUAAUGCAAUUGAUUUCAGAGCAGUUAGCACAAACUGGUUAAAUUCAAUAAAAGUCAGGGUCAAUUCUCGGAGGGAUACAUGAGUUACAUGGAACUUGGGCCACAUGUAAAUUUUAAUUCAGAAGUGUGUUAUAUGAUGUUUUCUUUUUAUAUGUAUACCUCUUGCUCAUUUUUCCUUUGUUAACUAUUAGGGGUGUAUGCCUUUUUUUUAAAAAAAAAAAUGUUUGUGAAUGGAAUGUAAACUGGUGAGAGAUCAAGCAAGAGAAGAAAUGGGGUUGCACCCAAAAACUUUACAAUAAAAUGUUUGAAAUAUAUUUAA
Molecule: messenger RNA, 2197 nt
Organism: Sceloporus undulatus (fence lizard)
Lineage: Eukaryota; Metazoa; Chordata; Lepidosauria; Squamata; Phrynosomatidae
Gene: SWSAP1
Product: SWIM-type zinc finger 7 associated protein 1
Exons: 2
Coding region: 40-813 (257 amino acids)
Biological process (GO): double-strand break repair via homologous recombination
Cellular component (GO): Shu complex
Molecular function (GO): single-stranded DNA binding
Source: RefSeq, a predicted model, not a curated record